CCCCGAGUAUGUUGUGGGCACCACGUGUGGUCUGUUAUGUAACAGUGGAUACCGUCCGUCAGGCACCAAGUACAUCACCUGUCAGACGACUGGCCAGUGGUCGACGUACGGCUCCUGUCUGGAUGUCAUAAGACCGGUUAUUACGUGCCCUGACCCCAUAGAGAUGUUUUCUAGACCCAAACGACAAGCGGUCUCAGUGACGUGGCCCCAGGCCAAUGCCACGGAUAACACCGGCGAGCUUCUUGACUUGACCAGCAGCCAUCAGCCCGGUCAACUGUUUGGAGUUGGUCAAACUCUGGUCACUUACCAGACUUCUGACUCGGCCAACAACACAGCAAACUGCAGUUUUACGGUCACUGUGGCAGUGAGGUUGUGUCCCAGCCUGCCAGACCUCGAGUACGGCAACAUCACCUGUACGCACGACACGGCUGAAGGAUCAGACUGCUACUUCACCUGCAGUCCCGGGUUCCAGAUAGACGGGGCGUCCAUCAGAACAUGUCAAGCUGACCAGACAUGGACGGACGCUUCGCCCACAUGCAAACGCCUGCAGUGCCCAUACCCUUCAACCGUCGCUAAUGGCAACUUCAACUGCUCACACGGGUUGGCGUACGAAGCCGUGUGCAGUCUGCAAUGUGAGCCUGGAUACAAGGUCGUCAACUCUUCUACCAUCGCCUGUCAGUCGAAUCUGGGCUGGAGCGGCGCAGGGGCGUGUCUAGAUGAUGAACCCCCUGUGAUACUCACCUGCAACGAUGUGCCAGUGUUUGCUGCUGAACUUGGUCAACCGACGUACGUCGACUUCCCCCUCCCCCUAGUGACCGACAACUCGGGUAAAACGGUCACUGUAAGCGCCGUGCCCGCCCCAAAAAGUAUGUUUGUUGUGGGCGUUACCAACGUGACGGUGACGGCACACGAUGCUGCCGGCAACACGGCAACAUGUAACUUCCUGGUCUCUGUCAGAGCCAUAGAGUGCAACAACCCACUGACCGCCGGUCUGGACCAGAGCCAGAAAAAUCUGAUGGUGUUCUCCUGUCCCCAGGGGUUCGUAUACGGGGCCCAAUGCAACGUCUCCUGUAGUAACGGGAGCCCUGUGGGGGGCCCAAGCUCCAUCCGUUGUGAGAAAAAUAUAACAGAAUCGGGCUCAGGGUACUGGUGGUACGGGCUCAGCAAGCCCUACUGCAAUGUCCAGGCCUGUAGUCACCCCGUGCCGCCAGAGUACGGGUCAACGGCCUGCGAUCUGCUGGCGUAUACCCAAGUCUGUGACGUCACGUGCAACGGGAACUACUCGUUUCCCAAGGGCGACCUAUCCAGUGGCCUUUUCUAUUGUGACAAGAAUACUGGCUCGUGGAAGCCGAGAGAUAUUACCAACUACUUAUGUUACCCGGCCAAGUAUGCUGACGAAGCUGACAUGAUGCCCAAUAUCUACUACUACACUACACAAUGUUCCUCGGACAACGAGGAGAUCAAAAGGUUAUUUUAUGCCAUUAUCAACGAGUCGGAGAUAUUCAAGACGUAUUGCCAGGAGGUGACGUGUACUCUAGACACCGUCAACGUCACGUGUGGAGCCAGAGCGAGGCGUGACUUGCAGGCAGCUAGCGUGUUGUGGCCCAACCACCGGACAGUCAGACAAACCGCCAGAAUCAAGAUACAGUUUGUCAUAAGGAUGACAUUUAUACAGAAAACACCAGCCUCUGAAACGUUCGUGUUCUACGAAAAGCUAGCCAAAACCCUCAAUGAAGCCUUCAAUAACGCUUCAAAAGCCGGACAUUUGAAUUCACCUGAGUUAGGUCAGACGGAUACCGUCUCUUAUGGUUACGGGAACCCAAAGAUUAUCUGUCCUGAGCCCUUGCUUUACCAGUCGCAGACUUCUUUGUGUGUUGGCUGUGGGAAAGGCUAUGUCUAUAGAAGGGAUACAAAGACGUGUGCAGCUUGCCCGAUUGGGAGCUACCAAUCUCUGGCGGAAGGAACCAAGUGCUUUGGAUGUGCUGCCGGCUUCAGCACUCUAACUGAAGGUGCCACGGCGAGUAAUCAGUGCCUCAGGUACUGUAGUGCUGGCACAUCCUCCAAGUCUGGACUAGAGCCCUGCGACCGAUGUGCUAGAGGAAGCUACCAGAAUAAACAAAACCAAAGGUCCUGUGUUGUAUGUCCCUAUGGGAUGUCAACAACAGGCAAAGGCUCCACUUCUGCCGAAAGUUGUGCCUUCUACCACAUGAACCUGAGAAACGGAUCCCAGUUGCUGGAUGCCAAUACAGCUUCAGCCUACAACCUGACUCUCCUGAUGAGGAUCAACAUGCCAUCAGACCUAACCUCAACCCAAACAAGACUCUCCCUCACACCUGACUCAAAAGCAGCUUCACUGGUUGGGGGCUGGUUUAGUAUUUACAUUUCACAAUACUCAGCCUUCUACAGUCAAAAUAAAAAACAAUGGUAUCACAUUGCUGUGGUAAAAGCUUCCAGUCUUCUCAGCUUUUAUCUAGACGGAAACUUGGAAUUCCAAACGUCUAUCCCCAAUGCUGGACUUGUAGGCAGCAUUGUCUUUUAUUCAUCAGACGAUAUACCAGAACUCACUAUCAGUGAGUUGCAGGUUUCUAAUUCAAUCUUGACGGAUGAAGAAAUACAAACAUUCAGCACUACCUGCAACUGGAAGCUGGAUGGAAACAUUCUUGUGGCUAAUUACCUGAUGACGUCACUGGUAAACCCUAGCUCGUGUGAUGCAAAAGAUGGCUGUGCCUCUAGUCCGUGUGGCGAGCACGGAGUGUGUACCGACACACAGGACGGCUACUUCUGCACAUGUGAGCAAAACUGGUUUGGGAAAAAUUGUCAGAACGUGACAGAUUUGUGUCAGGGACACAAGUGUGCCAAUGGAGGAAAGUGUACCCCCACCCCCGAGUUUGGGAACUACACAUGUGUGUGCAGUCCGACUUAUUCUGGAGCUCUGUGUACGCUAUAUAAAGUAAAUGGUGGUUGGAGUGAAUGGUACACGGCAGACUAUUGUCCAACCCAAUGCGAUGAAGUGGGCAGAUUAAGAAGAAACCGUAGCUGCAGCAACCCUAGCCCCAGUAAGAAUGGGGCACCUUGUGCAGGUCUGGCUACAGACACAAUGGAUUGCUCUCCAAAACCAUGCCCAGUUGAUGGCGGGCUGAGUCCUUGGUCAGAUUGGAGCUGUCCUGUCACCUGUGGUGUGGGAACAGCCCAUCGCGAGCGGAAGUGUGACAGCCCACCAGCCCAAUAUGGCGGGGCAGAGUGUGAUGGUGCCCUACAGAUGUUUCAAUCAUGUGACCAGCUCAACCCCUGCCCAAUUGACGGGGGACUCAGCGAAUGGUCCAACUGGUCGGAAUGCAGCCAAACGUGUGGCGCGGGAAAACAACAGAGAACUCGACUCUGUAACUUUCCUGUUCCUCAAUAUGGCGGUGCCAACUGCGUUAACAGUUUAUCUGAUACACGAGAAUGUGGCACUAAAUCGUGUCCAGAAUGCACUAAAUCACAACUGAGUAGGAAUGGUGAAAACAUUGAUGAUAUUAUCUGUACCUUUGAGAACAUGACAGACAUGCUUGUAUGCUCUAUUGUGUGCAAGCCAGGCUAUAUGACAGACAAGGACAUCAAGUACAGUUGUGGAAGAUUCAGCAACUAUACCUGGUCUCACGUGACUAAAGACAACCCCCUGGGGCUUCUACCUGACUGUACAGGUUCCGAGCCAGUGGCUGAGAGAAGCAUUCAGCUUGAGUCGGCAUAUGUUGAGUACCCAGUCGAGGACACAGAGUCUCUACAAGAACAGGUCGACUCAAACACACAGACACAGCUAGCAGAUUCAUGCACCACUUGCACCACCGCUGUAGAGGUCUCCAGGUCAGCACCACGGGAGAAAAGGGACACGAGGGACAAAAGGGACACGAGAGACAAAAGGGACACGAGGGACAAAAGGGACACGAGGGACAAAAGGGACACGAGGGACAAAAGGGAGACGUAUGUCAAAGUUGUGAUAACUGUCAAUGUGACAACCCCAUAUGUUGACUCUGUUACUGCUACAGAUACAGAAAUGAAGCUUGUAUGGAGCAGGAUUGUAGAGUUUGAGACUGUGGCACAGACACUCUAUAAUAACAGUGCUAAAAUUUUCAAGGUUUACCUUAAUGGUCAGGAGUACAAUGCUAUCCUGCCACCAACUGUGUUGGUGUAUGAGGAGUGUGUACCUGGGUCUCAGGUCAUGUUUGGGCUGUGUGCAUACUGCCCCCCUGGGUCCUAUGAGCAAGAUGGCAGUUGCAAGCUGUGUGAGGUAGGUCAGUAUCAGGACAAAGAGAAACAGACAUCAUGCAUGGAUUGCCCUGAAGGUAGAUCAACUGUAGGUAAGGGAGCUCAGUCUGUCAAACAGUGCAUCAGCAACCCCUGCAGUUACUACCCCAUGGACCUGGGGUACUGGGACAAAUGUGAGGACCCAGCUUCUCAAGAUCCAACAAACAUUGGUUUGGCUGUAGGACUUGCUUUAGGAUUGACUGCUCUUGUUGUCACUCUCAUUGUGCUGUAUGUCUUUUUAAAAAAAUAUUUAUUUGGAGGAAACAUUUGGCCUCGUGUGAGACAGGUGCAACCAUACAACGUUUCACUCAGUCAAGUGGAGCUCAUCUCUACCACAAAACCUGCGUAAUCAAAAAGUUGAACUAAGAAAUUGGUUGUCAAUAUAACAGUCUACAAUCCUAAUGUAAAAAUCACUGUUUUUGAAAAAAAUUUAUUUAGAGCAGUUACAAUUAUUGCUUAAUGAAAUAAUUUUAAAAAUUUGCCAAAAUAUUUUAAAUUUAGAUUAGCUUAUAAUUACACAUUUAAAUCAUUUACAGUAUAGUUUAAUCUAUAAUUGUCUUUAAACACAUUUUCAAUGAAUUGUUUUUUUAGAAAAACAAUAUAUUAUGUAAAUGUAUAUUUCAACAUUGCAUCACAUGAAGUAUUUCCUAUUAUUUAUUAGCACAGUAAUAAAACAUUUUUUUUUUUACAGUUUAGAUGUGGGUCGAUGGUAUUAAAAAUACUAUGUUUUAUUAUAGUAUAGCUGAAUACAUCUAUAAGUUAUUAAUCAUGUUAGUUUCUUGCAUUUUCUAAAUAAACCAGUAGUUUUAAUCACAUCCAAAUUAUUUCAGUUAGAAAUGGCCAUUUAAA
Molecule: messenger RNA, 5133 nt
Organism: Physella acuta
Lineage: Eukaryota; Metazoa; Mollusca; Gastropoda; Physidae
Product: sushi, von Willebrand factor type A, EGF and pentraxin domain-containing protein 1
Molecular function (GO): calcium ion binding
Source: RefSeq, a predicted model, not a curated record